Messenger RNA from Coregonus sp. 'balchen', 2855 nucleotides. NCBI's taxonomy places the organism in Eukaryota, Metazoa, Chordata, Actinopteri, Salmoniformes, Salmonidae. The record is from the annotation of a GenBank genome assembly.
UUUGUCCAACCACGUCGUGCACCUACCCGCUGAGCAAGUAUUUUGAUUGGUGUGGCUAUCUCCGUACGGUUAUUGGUAGAAAGUAGCCUGCAGAUUAGAUUUUACCCCCACAUUCAACUCAAUACCGCUGUAGAAAUGUGAUGGAUUAGAAAAAUAUGUGCCUCGGUUGUCAACAUGUUCCCCGGCGUUUUCUAUGCGCUCCUGGCGGGGUUUCUCGGGGCUGUCGCAUCUUCAUCUGCAAAACUGUCACUUGGAGCCGAUUACCUUAAAGGUGUAUGUGAAACGGGGCUACGAACAUGGGGAGAGCAGCGGAAAUUUAGACAACCGGACGAAACUACCGCGUGUGACUGGGUGAGGAAUCGCCGCCGUUUAAGUGCCUGAAUUAUUAACGUGAUGGGAUUCGGGUGGCUUUGAAUAAUGUAAAUGUCAAUGUGUUAUCAUAGCAAUUUUGUGUUAGCAUAGCAAUUCGUCCGCGAAAAGAGAAGUUGCGGGUUUUCCAGUGAUGAGUUUGGGGCUCCUGAUUCCAGCUCGUGCGCUCAGCAUCUCGCUCUGCUGGACAGGCGCAUGCUGUGUGUCAAGCUCGUGUCGUAUCCGCGUGCUUCAACGACAUUGCAGCUCGUGCAACCUAGUGCAGUGUUACAUCAUAUAUUUUUGUGUUAAAGCAAGAUAUUUUCUUAUAUGUUGCGUAUCAUUUUAUUCUAGUGGCCGAAUGUGAUCCUGGUUUAACAUAUGGGCAAUUUUCCAUUCAAUGUCAAUACCAUAUUGUAAUUAGGCUGCUUGAAAUGACCUUCAUAACGUUUGCACGUGGUGACUGACAUGAUUUUAUGUUUGAGUUAUCAGCCAUAUUAUUUAUUUAUAUAGCCGUCAGAUAUUAAUUUUUUUACAUACAUUUACAUAUCAAGAUAAAUAACUAAAUUAGGCCCCAAAUCCCUGGAAUGGAGCUCAACUAUUUGAUGUGACUCAUUUGCAAAAUAACAUUGUUUUCAUUCAUAUAGACCACUUCCAAGUACAAGACACACCGACGUCACGCACAGAUGCAUGAUACUCUUGGAGGCAGUAAAAAGCCAUCACCAUCUGUGCCCAUUCAACAUUGCCUAGAUUUACGUUUUUAUUACUUCUAAACAAAAUAACUUUUUGGGGUUCUCAUAGGCUUACAAUGAUGUUUAGAUUCUGGCUUGAACAGUCGCAAAGAUUAUAUUUGGUUGUGAUCUUUGCAAAUUAAAUAUUUUGGAUGCAGCAGUUGUUAGCUAGAAUGCUAACACUCAUUGAAAUAGGCUGUAGCAAAAGCUAACCAAAGAGCCAUUUUACUGGUUGAAGUUGAAGUGUUUUUUAAAGUAAAAUGCAGUUGAUUUGCGAUGAUGACACAAACAUUAUAUUAAGCAGGACAUUCAUACGAGCCUUAAAAUCCAAUUAUAAUCCAAAAGUAGUGUGAAAUGCACUCAUAAGCAACAUGUAAAUAGAGGCUUUUUUUGCUGGCGUUCUAUAAGAACUCCCCCUUGUUCUGCCACCAACUUGCUCACAUCGCCCUAGUGCGGCCAAUGUUUGCAAACACAGAAAGGGGUCUAUUGUGUUUGUUUCAGCUACACAUCCCACUGAGGCUUCUGUGUGGGGGGCUGCUCUUCACCUGUAAUGCUGUGAUGUGGACAUUCCUCGCUAAGGCUCUCAGGUACUCUUCCUCCUCCACCCAAACCACUGUGACCACCACUGCUUCCAACUUCAUAUGUUCCGUAAGUACAUAUUUCCCUGUGGAAAAUACACUUACAAUUAUUUAAAUAAUGUAUAGGCCUAAUAGUCUACAGGUGUAGGGUUUGAAUUAAUAAAUGUAACACAGAUUUUCUGUUUUAAGUGCUGUCAAUAAUACAGAGAAAUAAGUGUAAUGACUGGUGCACUAAAUUUAAAUACCUGUAUUUUGCCACAGGCCUUUUUGGGGCAGCUUAUCUUCGGGGAGACCCAGAUUGCGUUGUGGUGGGUGGGAAUCUCCCUCACGUUCUCUGGCCUCCUGGUACUUCAGAGGGCGGCGCCCAACGACCGAGCCAGGAAGGACGAAUAACAACCGGUUGGAAGGGACAACUAAAUAACUGAUAUAGAAAGAAACCAGAAAUGCAACCUAUAGCCUACUAUCUGUGACAAACAAUAUUAUUUCUACAGUGAAUGGCAACUUUGGAAGGUAAAGCACUCACGUGAAAACAUACCAUGUAAGGAACAUACAGUGAUUUUUUUGUUUGAAACACUGACAUCAUCAGCAAUGUGUGCAUGACAUUAAUACUACACCAUGCUACAGAUCACAAAAGCUGUAUUUUGCUCACAUAUCCUAAGAUGACACUCACUGUAAACUUCCACACCAACAUUGCAUUAUUGCAUGUUCAAGGUGAUGUGUGAAUGGAAGUGGUCUCACAAAUGCUGCUACUGCUAGAUAUACGCAAAUACAGCAAACACAUUGAUAUUCUCAGAGUUUAUUACUGUAUUAUACAUGAUGUGGCUCAGAAUACACAUCAUGGCCUUGUUAGGAACUUCUCAGUUGUAUCAUGUUUAUAGCCUCAUAUCUUGAGGACUUGGCCGUUACAGUGUUUUGACAUGUUUUGUGAAUUCUGGGGAGGUUUGGCCUUGCCUGCCUUUAUAGCAAAUGUCUAACAGAAAGUUCCUAACAAGGUCUAAACCCAAAUAAGUCAAACCAAAGUACACAAAUAUGUUGAUCCUGCCUUUUACCCACUGUAACCACAGCAGUGGCUCUGUCAAUGCAUUGUGAAGUCAAACUGCUAAGUGGCCCAAAGAAUCAUAGUGACCUCAGCUGCCUGUAAAGUGAUACUGUCUAGUUCACUCCAAAAUCUAAAUUUGUCAGACAUAUUCAAACCUCA